UUGUCGCUAAGAGAGUUGUGUUUUUCUCACCCUUGUAUUUUGAUGACAUCAGUAUUACUGCUGUAAGAGGGAGGAGUCCGAGAAGGGGGACGAGAAGGAACCGGAGUUUGACACCAUGUCGCCGUCCCACCCCCUGGCUCUGACAGCUCCCCCUACACCCUCCACGCCGGAGCACUACAGCGACGAGCCUGAGUCUUACCCUCCCAUGUUCCUCACCGAAACAAACGGGCCCACGGGGUACUCGCCUACGCCUCCCCCACGUAGGUGCCAGCGCUCGCACGCCUUCUGCUCGACCUGCACCCGCUGCAUGCUACCGUUCUAUCUGCAGCACCCGAAGCGGAUGUGCAACGGAGGGGGCGGGAUCGGCUACAGGACUGUGCAGCAGCAGGACCUGGAACUGCCCAGGGAUCUGACCAACUUUUAUCAGAAGCUCAACCUCAUCCACUCGCUGACCACGCGAGAGGUGGUGACCCACAGUGUGAGCACCGACGUGUAGGAGCAGCUGCCGAGACGGCAGUGCUGCCCAGAGGGCGAGCGGUGGCGACAGUGGACCGGUGAUCUGAAUUCUAAAGAGACACUGCGCUGCAGUAAGAGGUCAACAUACGUUUUAGCCACUUUAGACACAGUACUGACCAGUCCCGUGUAGUUUGGUUUUUCACUUACCGAGUACCUUAGGAGGAUAAAUACAGUAUAUUUGUAUAUAUGUGUCAAACAUCAAUGAAAGUCUUAUCUAUUCAAGUAGAAAACCAGGUGCAGCAUGAAAAACGUCGAAGACCAAAUAAGUUUUCAUUGUCGUCCGUUAUUUCUUUUUAGGACUGGGGUCCAACGGGGGGGUUGGAGCCAAUCACAACCAUUUACACCUGGACAGUCUGACAGUAUGUAGAUAAACAACAGUUGACACUGCCAUUGCUUACAGUACUUACACUGGCAGAACAGGCAACCUGUUACUGCUGAGAA
Cynoglossus semilaevis (tongue sole) is the source of this 957-nucleotide messenger RNA. RefSeq names its product protein FAM163B-like. The transcript has a single exon. The record is from RefSeq and is a predicted model, not a curated record. NCBI's taxonomy places the organism in Eukaryota, Metazoa, Chordata, Actinopteri, Pleuronectiformes, Cynoglossidae. Bases 116 to 496 code for a protein of 126 amino acids.